UAAGAAGAGCCAUGACAAUAAAAAGAAAAAGAGAAAAACAAAGAAAUAAAGGGAGAAAUGGGACGGAGCAUAUCAAGGUCGCCAUCCUACAGCAGAGGGAGAAGCCGCAGAGAUCGAAGCCGUUCACCCUACUCCAGAAGAAAUCGUUCUAGUGGCUCCCCACGUCGCCGGAGAAGUCGUUCGCCAAGUUACAGGCGGCGCAAGAGUCGUUCGCCGACACCCAGACGACAUAGACGACACAGAAGCAGGAGUAGGAGUAGAAGUAGCUCUUUGUCUCCUCCUCCUUUACCCAAGUCUCCAGGGCCCCGUCUAACCUCAACUGAACGCAAAAAUGGUGCUGAUAAACUCAAGAAAGAGGAGGAAGAAAAAAUCAGGCGUCAACAGGAGGCAGAACUCAAACAGUUAGAAGAAGAGACUGCAAUGAGACUUGAGGAAGCGAUUCGGAAGAAUGUGGAGGAGAGGUUGUCUUCUAAUGAAGUUAAGUUAGAAAUCGAGAGGCGUAUAAAAGAAGGUCAGAAGAAAUUGUUUGAUGAUGUUAAAGCUCAACUUGAAAAAGAAAAGGAAGCUGCUCUUGUUGAAGCAAGACAGAAAGAAGAACAAGCUCGGAAAGAGAGAGAAGAGCUUGAUAAGAUGCUGGAGGAGAAUCGGAGGAGGGUGGAAGAGGCUCAGAGAAGAGAAGCUUUGGAACAGCAGAGCAAAGAAGAGGAACGGUAUCGAGAGUUGGAGCUGAUUCAGAGACAGAAAGAAGAGGCUGCAAGGAGAAAAAAGCAGGAAGAGGAAGAAGAACAUGCAAAACUGAUGAAGUUGUCAAGUAAGAACAAAUCUCGGCCAAAGUCUUUUGGUAUUGGUUUAUAAUGGUGAUAUGUGCCACUGUUUUCGUAGUGUUCCCAUAGGCUUUUGACUGGAAGUCUGAUUGACAAAUAUCACUGUGAUAUAUUGUUUUCUACUGCAUAGCAUUGUUUCUCUCUUUGAUUGCUUCAGGAUAUAAAGGCCCUCAAAUUGGUCAGUUGUUGACAUUCUUGAUUGGGUUAAGGUACUAGGACAUUGAACUGAUUUCUAUAAUUUGGAUGUCUUUAAAGAAAUACCUUCGUGAUGGUUCUAGUUCUUGGUUA
Molecule: messenger RNA, 1112 nt
Organism: Prunus persica (peach)
Lineage: Eukaryota; Viridiplantae; Streptophyta; Magnoliopsida; Rosales; Rosaceae
Exons: 4
Coding region: 58-855 (265 amino acids)
Cellular component (GO): mitochondrion; nucleoplasm
Molecular function (GO): cadherin binding
Source: RefSeq, a predicted model, not a curated record